This is a messenger RNA of Pollicipes pollicipes, 915 nucleotides long. RefSeq lists its product as uncharacterized. The transcript has 7 exons. Lineage: Eukaryota; Metazoa; Arthropoda; Thecostraca; Pollicipedomorpha; Pollicipedidae. The record is from RefSeq and is a predicted model, not a curated record. The coding region runs from base 1 to 915 and encodes 304 amino acids.
AUGCGGUCCAGACUGAAAGGCAGCACAAGGCGAGAGCUUCGAAGUCGCUCCGUCAGGCAAGGAUGGUGCAAAUCUUGGACUGAAGUCAGGGACAACGAGCUAUCGAAGUUGUUUUGUCAUAACCGAUUUGCGGGGUCCGAGGCCCGGCCAGCGUCGGCCGACAACAUCGACGACGACCCGGUGCUGGUCCGCGACCUCAGCUUCCUGGACCAGCUGAUCAACCCGUGUCACGUGGUGCACAGCGGUGCGCUGCUGCCGACGACGGUGGCGGCGGCGGCCGACACGCGCCAGGGGGAUGAGGAGCUGACCGUGGAGCUGCGGCUAGCCAGCUCGCUGCUGCACCAAGUCCGCGCCGUGUCGGGGGUGCCGGACUGCGACGGCAUGUACCUGCAGAGUCAGCCGUCCAUGCCAGAUCUGGUCGGCCUCACGCGGCGCCACGCCCUGCUGGAGCUGUUCCGUGUGUCUCUGUACGAGGCCGCACAUCUGAAUCUGAUGGCGCAAGACAUCAUCGACUCCAGCUACACGUGUGGCAACGAGACCUUCGACCUGAUGCACCAGAUCUUCACGUUGGCAGGUAACCUCCAGAACAUUCUCUGCGUCAUCUCGGAGAACAUUUCGCCUACAAGCCUACAACCGCUGCUGGAGACCGUUAGUGAGGUCACUCUCCACCGAUACAAAGACUGUCCGCGACGCUUGAUGAGGAACUGUCUGGUAUUGGAAAACACGGGCAGCAUGCUGGCUCUCUACACGCAGUACCUGCACGAGGCCGAGCUGGCCGAGAACGGCUUCCCGCACCUGCGCGCAGCCCGCGCCGUCACGCGCCGACCGCACCGACUGGCAGUGCGCCGCGAACGCCACGGGAACCGCUCCAUCCACACGAGCCGAGUCCACCGCGCCCUACUCCGCCCUCAGUGA